ACAGGAGCAGCAGCAGCAGCAACAGGAGCAGCAGCAGCAGUAACAGGAGCAGCAGCAGCAGCAGGAACAGCCGCAGGAAACCUUUAACAAUGAUACCCCGACACACGUUGCUUCUCUGUCGUCUCGUGACAGUGGUGGUUCUCGCACUAUGUACAGUGGGACACAUCACCGAUGCUGUGCAACACACCCGAGGUGUCGCCAGUGAUGAGUCGUCAAGAUACGGUCGCUCUACGAAUCGAACAUCGAAACAAACUACAAGCGUGGAACUAACCAAUCUCGAAGCUCCAUUAACCUCAAUACCAGAAUCUUCAGUGAGUUCGGCGGCACCUGCAGAAGUCCUUUCAACUUUGACCUCUCUUCAUCUCACCAGUGACCUUGGAACUUCUCCAAGUCUACUGACGACGACUGUUGUUCCCACUAACGUCUCGACUCGUACUCUACCAAACACGUACGACGACCAACCUACAUCCGUCAUCCGAGGAGACUUGCCUAUUAACUCGGACUUCGAGGAGACUGUCGAGGACGUGUCUGGCCUCCUCUUCUCGCCUUUGGAGACGCUCUUUACGCCUUCUGAAGAGCCGCCUGGACAUGAACCCACAAUCAGUGAUGACAGUGUUAUAAAUCAUAAUCCUACAGGAUACCUAGAAAUGGAUUUGUAUGCACCUGAAGGUUCUGUAUUUGUCAACGACAUUCAGAGUGAGUUGGCCAGUGUAAUGGAGCUCAGUAACGUUACUCUUGAAUCUAGCCAAACUACUGUUUCUAGUUUUGAUCUUCUGCGCGAGACUCCUGGAAACAAACCCACAAACAUCGAAGACAUUUUCGCAGAUCACAGUCCGUCAGAGCACUUUGAAGUUGAUCCUCUUUCCAGAACAUCCCCUUCAUCUGUCAGUGCUAACCCGAGCGGGUUGGUUACUUUGAAGGAAUUCAGUGCUGUUACGGUUGAAUUAGAUCAGACUACUGUUUUCAAUUUUAAUGAGCAGGAGAUGCCAGAAUAUGAACCAGCAGCCCUUGAAAGCCCUUCCAUAAGUCAAAGCUCGACAGAAGGCCUUGAAGUUGGUCUUCAUUUGCAUGCAAGUUCUGAAUCAGUAAGAGUUAAUCCAAACGAACUGGUCAGUGUAAAGGAGUUCAGUCAUGUUUCUGAUGUAUUGAGCCAACCUACUGUUUCAAGUUUGGACUUUUUGCACAAGACGUCAGAAAAUGAACGAAAUACCAUCGAAAAUAGUUUCAUCGAUCAAAACACAGAAGUAAACCAUGAAGUUGAGCUUCAUUCUCAAUUAAUUUUCUCAUCAGUUAGAAAUAAUUCGAGAGAGUUGUCUACGCUGAAGGAAUUAAAUCAUUUUACUAGUUCAUUUAACGACACUACAGUUUCUAGUUUUAACUUCAUUCCCAUGACGCCUGCAAAUGAGCCUAUAUCAAUCGAAAACAGUUUCGUAACUCAAAGCCCAGCAGGAGGCCUUGAAGCUGAUUUUCAUUCACUAGCAAGAACUGUCUCAAUCAAGGAAAAUACAAGCGUGUUAGCGAGUGUGAUGGCAUUAAAUGAUGUCACUGAUUCUUUGAAAAUUACGGUUGAAUUGAAGGAGACCACUAUUUCUAGUUUUAGUCGUCUGCACGAGGAAGAUCACACAGAAAAUGUGGCGGACACCAGUAAGUUUGCGUCCAUUGAUGUGCAUUCAGACGGCCUCACCCCUCACACUUCGUCGUUCCAGGAGCUGUACGACAGCAGGAUAUGGUUCUUCAUCGUUCUUCGAGGUAACUGUCACCUCGUCAAACUGGAUAACACGAACGUUCUUGCCUCUGACUUCAUCACGUCCUUCUCGCUGCUGUUACUCUAUAGCAAAGACAAAAUAGUUGUCCACUCCAUAGAGUGUUCGGGAGUCAAGAUGACAGUGAACAUGACAAUAGAUUCGUCAUAUUACCCAAACUGUGAAGAAGAUUUGAACACCCUUUUAUCGCACAGAAACCUCCGUAUCGACCUCCACAACACCUCCUUCUACAUAGAAUCUUAUGAAACUAGGCGAACCCUUAUUUUCGAAACAAAAUCAGAUAUCGAAAAGGAUAAUUUUAAUAUCCUGUACUUGAUCCUCGGAGGUGUUGCAGUGUCAAUUAUAUUCAUUAUUUUCGCUGCCAUAAUAUUCGUUAUCUACCGACAUUUGGUGCUAAAGAAGACCAAGUUUAAUCUCGGAACACUAGAUACAAUUUUAUCAGAAUCCCCUCGAAGUUACAAAAUGGAAGUGGAUCACACUGUAAGAUUCUCGGACACAGACACCUACUACGUCAAAAUGUACAAAAGCUGCAGUGACCUUAGCUCUCUGGAUCGUUAUGACCAAUAUGGCUUCAUUGACCAUCCCACAGCUACCAUACAGAGCAGUCCUCAGGCGUCAACUAACAAAAAGAAGUCAAAUAGAAGUAUUAAACAGAGCCACGGAGGUUCGUAUAAUUUGGAGAAUCGCCACAGAAACUUGUGGCUAGGGCGCCCCACACACGCUGGCGACGAGAUCAUGACCAUCAGGAAUGUCAACAUUCUGAACCCGUAUGAUUGUAACAUGAGGGAACAGGAGGAAAGUCUAAAUCCACUGUUGACGAAUGGUAGCCCCAACUCCAGACUGGAGACGACAGCAGCGCACACAGACGACAACAUAGAUUCUUCUCCAUGCCCGCCCUCUGUGGCGCCUCAAAAUGAUGUCUUGAAGAGAAUGGACGACCUCAUCUCCACCACUUUCUCCAACAGCAUCCCCAACAUUACUGCUGAUCCCGUCGGAGACACCACUUACAGGACAGCGUAUUCCAACGUCAUCGCAAGCCUACCUGCAGGUAACCUCAACACCAUCACCACCACUACUGGGGACUCGAAUUUCUAUCCAGCUUCCUACUCCUCCAACACCAACACACCUUCCUACAACACAGCAGCCUCCAACGUCACCCCCACCUCCAAGACCUCAGCUGAGAACCUCUGCCUCACACGUAUAACCUUCCUGGAGAUGCGUGUCUGGCCACGGCGCACCGCAGCCCAACACAACUUCCCACUCCUCAAAGACUCUGGGAAGCCGAAGCCAUCUCAGAUGAUCAACCAGGAUGACAUCUUAGAGGUCUAGAAUGUAUGACCUGAUGAUGUUAAUCCAGCCUAUUUUUUGUUUUUAGCACUACGUACAAAAUACAAAUAACCCAAGCCUAAUCAUCCGAUGCAUAGACAACAUGAAAUUUGAAAGCCAAUCCUUUUCAUAGUGCUUUGCAAUUUAUACGUUGGGAUCGCAACGUACAAAAUGAGACGAAAUAGCUGAGAAGCCGUGUUAACGAAAACUCAAGACCUCGGCUAAAAUAUAUUAUGGCUGUUCGUAAAUAUUUGGGAGAAUUACAGAUGUAUCUGCUAGCUUCUAAUGUUUAGAUAGAGCGAAUAUUUUGAUUACUAUCUUACAGCAACAUUUAUAAUGGAAUUUGAGACUAUCAUAUGGUUCCAUAUGUUGGCCUCAAUAUGCACGAAGAACUGACGAGUUAGCCAAAGCCUAGAGGAAGCUGAUUACACCUUGUCCAGCCUAACUAGGUCAGUAAUAUACCGUGAAAUCAUAACAAAUUUGUGAGACUCAGUGAGAUUUACACUAGCAAGAAGAGCCACCAGUCUAUGGGUCCUCCAGUAAGGUCAGUAGAUAUCUAGCCUAGCAGUAGACUGCUAGGCUUUGACUCGGCAAGAAGUAGCUCUAAGGAGUUUACACAAUCUGCUCAAGUAUAUCUGACCAAAUGUAAAUUAUCGCAGCAAAACUGUUCAAAUACAUAGUAUAUGUAAUUGAAUGUGAAAUUAAAUUCAAGCAUUCAAACAAUUUUAUCAAGAAUGUUAAAAAUGAUUUGCAAAUUUCUUUUUUUCGGAAUGACAUUGCUCAAAAUGUUAUCCAUUACAAAAUUUGUGCAGUGUAGAUAGUACAUGUUCUGCCUAAGUUCCCACUGCCUGCAAAUGUUUUACUUGCUUGCUUCGUGAUUACUGUAACAUUAACUAUUGUACUGAAAUUAGACUACUACCCCUGUAACCUGUGUGGUGACUGUAAAUGUUAACAGUCUCUGUAGCUAGUUCAUCAGUGCUGUAACUUGCCUGUAGCGAAACAUUUAUUUGUUAAAUUACUGAACUCAUUAAGUGCCUCUGUUGCCUGUAACAACACACUGUAACCUACUGUGGCUCACUGUAACAUCUGCCCCACUGAACGAUACAUAAGGGCCAUGGGUAUUGGGCACUAACAAGCUAACUAGGCUUAGCUAAAUAGCACUGUAAAUACACUGUUGAUAUUUAUGUUAAUAUAUUAACUAAUCAGUUCAUCAGGGGUGUAACUGGAUUAGUUAGAAUAAUAUUCCUGAGCCCAUUAAUAUGCCUCUGUAACCAAGCCGCCAGUCCCCGCUGGAUGUGUAUGGGUGUCUCUGUAACCUUUACUAGGUAUACCUUCCGUGUCAUGUACCAGCUGUACUUUCCAUGUCAUCUACCCGUAGUACCUUCCGUGUAAUCUACCAGUAGCAUCUUCCUUGGCACACAAUAGCUGUGCCUCUUCUCGCCACAGACAGCAGCACCGGACAACAACAGUGUGAAGGAUGUCCACCACUCAGGAACCGGGUCAAGACAGGUCUUAGCGACACACCGCCAUAGACAGCUGCAGAGAUAAAGAAUUCUCCCCAAGCCUGAACACACUUGUGAAUGCUCUCACGUGGAGAUAAGCUUGGGUUCCAAUAUUACAGAAAGCAUUUCCGUGUCUCUGGUAAUGUCUUAGACCAAGGGGUCUAAACAAUUAAACUAUACCCAAUCUCCACUUCGCCAGAUUAUCGAAAUCAUUAUCGCCAUCAUCACCAGUACUAUUAGAUACCAGUUGACUUCAAAAGAUGUCAGUAACUUGGUUGUGUUGUACAUACAUAUAGCCAGGAACAGAACAGCUAAAAGAAAAUCAAGAAGAAUUUGUCAUAUAUAUAGAAAAACGUCAUAUACAUAGCUAGCUACAGCUAGUUGGAUUUUUGUUGUUGUUGUGGUGUUGUUAAAAAUAGAAUUGAGACAUUGUAACUGACGGUGAUAGUUAAUUUUAUUUUUUUGUUUUGUUUUUUAUAUUGUUCUGAAAUAGAGUUCCAUACCCCUA
Molecule: messenger RNA, 5099 nt
Organism: Procambarus clarkii (red swamp crayfish)
Lineage: Eukaryota; Metazoa; Arthropoda; Malacostraca; Decapoda; Cambaridae
Source: RefSeq, a predicted model, not a curated record